GCAAUUGUGUGUUGUGUGGUUGACGUCAGGGGGUUAUUUGUGACAGCCAGGCCCCGAGUUAGGGGCAUUUACACUGUCAACCGCAGCUAGGGAAAGGCAGACAGAUAGACAGAGAGAGACAGAAGCAGAGAGACAGAGAGAGAGAGAGAGAGAGACGAGGAACCGGAGGCAAGACCUGGCCAAAGCAACUAUCGGAACCAGCAGCUGCAGACACCGACUCCUUCAGUAUGGAUAUCCUGGCGGUGCUGAAUCUGAGCGAACUCGCUCUUUACUUUUCUAAGAUGUCCAUGUUCCCGCUGUUUGAUCUGGCUUAUUACAUCGUGUCAAUUCUCUACCUGAAAUACGAACCAGGAUCAGUGGAUGUGUCCCGUCGUAAUCCAAUUGCCUCAUGGCUGUGCGCGAUGCUUUACUGUUUUGCCAGUUACAUAAUGGCCGAUGUACUGCUUGGAGAAUCACCUCUCCAUUAUUUUAACAACACUUCUCACAUCUUACUGGCGACAGCUGUUUGGUAUCUCAUCUUUUACUGCCCAUUGAACCUUUUCUACAAAUGUGUGGCCUUCAUGCCCGUGAAGUUGGUCCUCACAGCUAUGAAGGAGGUGGUACGGGUGCGCAAAAUUAGUGUGGGCGUUAUCCAUGCUCACCACGCGUAUCACCAUGGAUGGAUCAUCAUGGCUUUGGUUGGAUGGGCCAAAGGUGCGGGAGUUGCAUUGAUCUCCAACUUUGAGCAGCUAAUUCGCGGUGUCUGGAAACCAGAAACAAAUGAGUUUCUCAGCAUGUCCUUCCCGACAAAAGCUAGUCUUGUUGGAGCUGUUAUCUUCACCCUACAGCAAGCCCGUUGGCUGCCCAUAUCCAAACACAACGUUGUCUUCCUGUUUACUAUGUUCAUGGUUGUUACGAAGGUAUUCAUGACAGCAACACACUCCCAUGGAUCACCUUUUGCUCCGAUUGAAGCUUUUAUCUGCCCCAUUGUCUUUGGGAAUACCUGCAGUACCCACGAUGAUCAUGACCGUGUCUGUUCUCGUGAUAAUAUGCACAGCUGCCCCCCUUGCAAUCUGUCUCCCUACGUGGCCAAGACAAAGGAGGAACUUAAUGAAGGCACAAGGAAGAAGAAGAGCAAAAAGAUCGAAUAAGUAGUGUAACUCCCAAGACAGUUAUCAAAGCGUGCUGAAGGUGCAAUUUCUGGGACUUAGUGUGAUCUGGAAACUGUUACUAUGAGGAAAAUCAACAUAAUUGUACUCAUACAGUCUACUAGGGUUUGCGUUUGAGCUUGUCUGUCUCAUUAAAUGGAAAGAAAAAUGUGAACGAAUGGUACUUAGCCUGUCCUUCCCAGGAACGUCUAUCCUGGAACUGAGAAAGAAUAUGUUUCCCAGUUUCACGUCCCACCUAGAAAAGACAGACAGCUUUAAUACAGGUAGCAAUUUGCCAUUGUCUCUUAAGGCCAUGUGGAUAUAGAAGGGGAAGCAAAUGGAAAUAUUCAUUCUGAAUAGUCUGCCAAGAGUGUUGUAGGAACUUUAUAAAGAUAAAUGCCUUAUUUGCAUCCAGUUAACAUUGCGCCAGGUCAGAGAGGGUUUCAUUUUGUCGCUGUAUUGCCAAAGUCAAAAUGGAUUCCUGUUUUCCAGCAUUGUUACCUAAAAGUUUUUGGACUGAAGCAGCAAACUAUAGGUAUAAUAAAUCCCUGCUGGUGGUGAUGUGGAAUAGCCUCUGAUAAUUAGUAGCUGCAUUGUUCUCAUCCAGACUCACAGAGGGAAAGACAGCCAUUGAAUUGAUGCUGGUACAGACAGUGGAAAUAUGACAAGCAGCUAGAAGUAAACAGCUUAAAGUUUCUAUUAAUGAUACAGAGGAAUGAGAUAUGCAUGUUUUAAGCAUUAGUCCAUUGACGUAUAUGAAUAACAGGUGAACUAUACCACAGAUAUUUGAAGCGUUACACAAGGAAAUUUCAAAAUUUCUGUCCAAAAUUAGGUCAUUGUGUCAUUUUUAAGUGAAAUCCAUUCUGCCUCUAUGAUAGAAUUUCCUCAUUCAUUACGCACACACACCCAUCAUUUUCAGGUAAAUGUAGAAAGUAUUUUGUUGUUGCCAAAAAUACAAUGUACGGAACUGUACUAUACUUGUGGUCUUCCAAAUGACUUAAUAUAAUAAAGAUUAAAUAUAAGCU
Messenger RNA from Pristis pectinata (smalltooth sawfish), 2152 nucleotides. RefSeq names its product transmembrane protein 38A (gene tmem38a). The coding region runs from base 228 to 1130 and encodes 300 amino acids. The transcript has 6 exons. Gene Ontology annotation, cellular component: membrane. Gene Ontology annotation, molecular function: identical protein binding; potassium channel activity. The record is from RefSeq and is a predicted model, not a curated record. Lineage: Eukaryota; Metazoa; Chordata; Chondrichthyes; Rhinopristiformes; Pristidae. Gene Ontology annotation, biological process: potassium ion transmembrane transport.